Effrenium voratum is the source of this 1512-nucleotide messenger RNA. Lineage: Eukaryota; Dinophyceae; Suessiales; Symbiodiniaceae. The record is from the annotation of a GenBank genome assembly.
AUGCUCGAGGAGCAGCUUCGCAUCGCUGCCAAGCAGCUUGAGGCACUGCUGGCCGACGAGAGCAAAGACACGGAGCUGCAGCGGGACUUGGCGGCCUUGUCCAAGCAGUUCGAGCAGCUCCAUGCGAAGCAUCGGCAGCAGCUGGCCAAAGCGGAAGAGCAGAGAGAACUACUUCUGCAGGAGCAGGCGGCCCACGCCAACCUCUCAGCGCGCCUCGGCGACGCAGAGCGGGCCCAGCGCGCCAGUGAGGGCGAGGCCAAGGCCUGGCAGCAGCAGAGCGAGGUCUUGGACAAGGACCUGCGCGCGGCCUUGAACUCCAAGGCGCAGGCCUGCCGAGAGUUGGAGCAGCUGCAGCAGACGCGGCAGGAGGAUUUGCGGCUGAUGGAGGAGCUGCAACGUGAGCUCCGGAAGCUGCGGGAGGAGCUGAAUGAGGCGAAGCGCCAGACCCCCCAGGAGGUGGUGCUUCGCCUGAAGCAUCUGGAGGAGGAGCUGAGGCAGUCCGAGGCCGUGAGGCGGCAGCUGGAGCAGGAACGCCAGGAGCGGCGAUCUUCCAAGAGUGCCGCUACGCCUGUCGAGCCUGUGGCUGAAGGCCCCGCGCCGAUCGACGACCUGCGAUUGCUGCAGGAGAUCCAGGACACCCUCGGCGCGCGCGAGCGCGCUUUGCAGGCGCAGCGCCAGGAAGAUUGGCGCGAGUGGCCGUCAGAGUCUCAGGCAUCGCUGGAGUCAGCCGUUGCGCCCAGCACUGCUGAUGAGCGCCCGAGCCUGUCGGACCUGGAGCGCGACUUCAGCGCGUUCGCUCGGUCCGUGGGCUACAAGGGCGAUGUCGGACAGCUGUGGGAGGAGGCUCAGGCGGUGGCCGCGGGCAAGGAGGCUGCCGGCGACUCGAAGAAGGCUUCGCGCAGAGAGGUGCCAGUGGCAGCGGACGUUCAGUUGCGGCCCACCCCGGACGCCGAUGUGCCCAGCCCCCCUCGGCGCGGCGUCCCUUGGAAACACAGCAGCUCAGGCCAGGACGAGGCCCCGGACGGCGGAAACGGGGCGUCCGAUGGCCUUCCACUGGCAGCGCAGGAGUGCUUCCAGCGAGCUGAGGUGUUGUGCUCGCGGCAGCGCUUUGCGGAGGCCGUGCCCCUCUUCCGGCGCACGCUCGAGAUCUUGCAGGAGGCAGGAACUUCUGCAGGCACAGCGGCGGCGGCUGAGGUUUGGGCACACCUCGGCGUUGCGAUGCAGUCCUUGGAUCGCGUGCCGGAGGCCAUUGACAGCUACCAGCGUGCUGUCUCAUUGGACGCCAGCUUGCAUGUCUGCUUUGCCAACUUGGCAACGCUUCAUGCCUACCUCCACGAGAGGGACAAAGCAUUGGAGUACAUCGCCAAGGCCCUGGAGGUUGAGCCGGAGAACCCCACCUACACCAUGCUGAGGAGUCAGUUCUCGGCGGACAAGGAGAAGGCCCAGGAUGCGCGGUCCGAGGUCAAAGACAAGGCUGACAGCCUAUCUGAGAGCGCCGAGAGCCCCGAGUAG